This is a messenger RNA of Chrysochloris asiatica (Cape golden mole), 906 nucleotides long. It is a transcript of the gene GARIN1A, whose product is annotated as family with sequence similarity 71, member F2. Lineage: Eukaryota; Metazoa; Chordata; Mammalia; Afrosoricida; Chrysochloridae. Gene Ontology annotation, cellular component: nucleus. The coding region runs from base 1 to 906 and encodes 301 amino acids. The record is from RefSeq and is a predicted model, not a curated record. The transcript has 5 exons.
AUGAGUAAGAUUAGGGGCCUCCCACCUGAGGUCAAGGAACCAGGCCCUGGAGUGGAACUUGGGGUAGAAAAUGGCCUUCUUUGUCAACUGAUUCAUUCUCCAGAAUUCAACUUGUUCGCUGACUCUGCAGUGUUUGAAAGCAACUUUAUCCAGGUGACUAAACCUGGGAAAUGGAUGGAUGUCUCUGGAGGGUCGACCACCGUGGUCCUUGGGGUGACCUCUUCUGUGCCCUCCCUGCCACUCCCCAAUGUUCUCCUGAUGGCCAAGGUCACCUGGCCCUGGGGUCCUUUUUCCACCUGGAGAAAACCUAGUGAUGCCCCCAUCAUCACCCUCAGCAGGAUUCUGCCCCUGAAGUAUGUAGAACUACAGAUCUGUGACCGGCUUCAGCGCAUCCUGAGGGUGAGGACAGUAACUGAGAAGAUCUACUACCUGAGGCUCCAUGAAAAACAUCCCCAGGCUGUGUUUCAAUUCUGGACCCGCUUGGUGAGAAUUCUACAGAAAGGCCUGUCCAUCACCACGAAAGACCCCAGGAUCCGAUUCACUCAUUGUCUGGUGCCCAAGGUGUCCAGUAGCUCCACUGAGACAACACCUGAAAGCAGCUUCCUGUCAGUCUCCCAGCUCAGUGAAAACCUCAGGCUUCUGGCAGCAGAGCAGACCAGUGGAAGUUCAUUACAGCUCUCAGAACAACCCCAACUUCCAACAGCCAUAAAUACCAACAUGACCAUUAAAAUGGACAAUUGCAACAGCAGUGACAAGACAGCCUCCCCAGCGGUAACUCCUGUCACUUCUAAUAUACCCUUGAGAGCCACCUUGAGUCACAGCCUGUGGGAACAAGAGAACUCCAAUGAGCCCUUGUGUGAAGCGCCAGUAGCCAGUUCCCUAGGAGAGAACUUCUGGGGACACUGA